AACACAAGUCUACUAUAUUCCCAACCAAACUUGUCAAAAAUGGCAGGGGAAACAGAGGACGAGGACUACGUGCGCCAAGUGGCUCUUUUGGACUCGUAUUACAUUUUAAUCAAAUCUCAGCUGUUGCAACAUCAGAGUCCUACAAUUGGGCUCUUUCCAGCUGCCACUGGUGAUGUCAAGAAAUCCCGUGUGGCUCAUGUAAGAGACAGCAUCUAUUGUGCUGUGGCAACUUGGACACUGGCCCUAGCAUACAGGAAAAUUGACAAUGACCAUGGUCGGACAUACGAGCUGGAGCAAAGUGCCGUGAAAUGCAUGAGGGGAAUACUCUAUUGCUACCUGCGACAAGCAGAGAAGUUGGAGAAGUUCAAGUACACAAAGGGAGAGGACAACGCCCUUCAUUGUCGCUAUGACAUGGUACGGGGAAACAUGCUACCUGACAGCUAUCACCACUUACAGAUUGACCUGGUGUCCCUCUACCUGCUCUACCUGGUUCAGAUGAUUUCGUCAGGGCUACAGAUUAUUUGGACACUUGACGAGGUUAGCUUCGUUCAGAACCUUGUGUUUUACGUGGAAAGAGCUUACCGAAUCCCAGAUUAUGGCAUGUGGGAGAGGGGCAGCAAGUAUAACACAGGAAAAUGUGAGCUCAACGCCAGUUCUAUUGGCAUGGCCAUUGCAGCAUUAGAAGCAAGCAACGGCUUCAACCUCUUUGGUCGUGAGGGAACCUCCUGGUCUAUCUUGUACGUUGACCCAGAUGCGCACGGCAGGAAUCGAACCAUCCUACAAACUCUGCUGCCAAGGGAGAGCAGCUCCAAGAACACAGAUGCCUCCCUUAUUCCUACCAUUAGCUUCCCAGCCUUCGCUGUCAAAGAUGAAGCCGUUAAAAAUCGGACGUUUGAUAAGAUCAUCCGUAAGUUGAAGGGGAAAUACGGCUUCCGGCGUUUCUUGAGAGACGGCUAUGGAACGGUGCUGGAAGACAAGAAUAGGACGUACUACCGACCUGCAGAAAUCAAGAUGUUUGACAACAUAGAGGCUGAAUGGCCCAUGUUCUUUGUGUACAUGAUGAUCGAUGGUACUGCCAAAGGGGACACCAGACAAGUAGAGGAAUACCAUAAUCUUCUCCAGCCACUGCUGAAGAAAACAUCUAAUGGAUUUGUGCUUCCUAAGUAUUACUAUGUGGAGAGAAGACACAUUGAAGCUGAGAGGAAAAACCCCCACAGUCAACCGAGAGAAGCUAGCCGUGAAGGCGAGCAGCCUGAUCAGCUCUUCCUAUGGGGGCAGUCGGUGUAUCUCAUUGCCUGCUUGUUGAAGGAUGGACUCGUUGAUAUGGAUGAGAUUGAUCCAGUAGGGAGAUAUCUGCGCUCAUCAGUGAGGUCAACAAUGAAACACAACACCAGAUACUCUGCAUUUGAGAAUACUUCUAAGGACCUGACUGUUCAGAUGGCUUUCAUCGCUGAGAGUGCUCGACUGCAAGCGACAUUACAAACUUACGGGAUACAGACCCAGACCCCAACUCAGGUUGAACCCAUACAGAUAUGGCCACCUGCUGAACUCAUCAAGGCGUAUCAAUUCCUUGGCCACAAUGACAAGCUCGGGUUGACUGGUCGACCCCCUCGACCCAUCGGUAGCUUGGGCACCUCCAAGAUCUACCGCAUCCUGGGCAGGACCAUCCUUUGCUACCCACUACAGUUUGACUUGACGGAUUUCUACAUGUAUCAGGAUCUCUCGCUCCUCGUGGAUGAUAUCAAGAGCCUUGUAGCUUUCAUGAGGAGAUCUUGGACGAUGUCUGGCCGCCCAACAAUCUGCAUUCUCAUCAAGGAAGAUCAUUUCAAUGGGCCCAAGGGGUCAGAGAUGCUGGACAUGCUGGCCAUGUUCAAGAGAGGCACAUGCGGGGGCAUUCGAGUCAAAGUAGACCGUCUCCAGACGCUGCUUGCCUCCUCGUUCGUGGAACACUUGGACUUCCAGCUACCGGAGGGAGUUGCCUCCAUGGUGCUAUUCAAGAGGCUAGAGGAGCUUAACGUUGACCAUCUUCCACUGAAAGCCAAGAGCAGGCAUCUCAGCUCACCUCGGUCCUUAGAGUAUGAGAUAGAGGUCUUUGACAUCAAGAAAUACGAGCAUAUGCAGUCCUGGGAACUUGUGGAAAAACUUCGGCACAGCAUCAACAUGGAAAUGCAGUCUGGAAUUCUGGGAAUACUGCUGCAUCGGGAAGGGUUUAAUUACCUGACAGAUAAAGGUACAGUCGGGGAAUCACUGAACAAACUCUACAUCCGUGCUGGUGUCAAGGAAGACUGGUCCACGGUCAGAUACUGUGCCAGCAUCCUGCGCAAAGUUGUGGACAGUUUGUCUCCUUCCAUCACAUCCAUGUUGGUCAGCGGGAAAAUUGUCACGAUUGGCGUCUUUGGCCAUGAGGAGGAACUCAUCCUGCGACCCCUGAACCCCAACGAGAUCACGGACAUCAUCUUUGACCGUUGCCAGAAGUACGACGUGCGGGAGGCGGUAAUGCAGCAGGAGAUCAUCAUCACGCUGGGCAAGCUGAUAGGCACCCGCCCCGAACUCUUCCACAGCAUGCUCAAGAUUAGAACAGGGUGCGAAGGAUAGUCAUCCCAGGGGAAAGAAUCCUAAUCUUAGGCCGUCCGAGAUUCAUCGAAAUCCUCCAUCAGGAAGGGAAAUGGGAAUACAGAGUGACAAAGGGGUCCAUUGCCCUGCAUUUGCCAUGUCGUUUCUUUAUUUUAACGAAUCUGGGUAUGUCCCUUCGUCGAGCCCAGUCAUGAUUUUAUUCCGGACUCAGUACCAGCCAAGAAUUUGAUAAAGAUGCAAUGUCACCCCUCCUCCAUUCUUUAUAGUCUGGUCCGUCGCAUUUGUGGCUUAACUUUGGCCAGUACUAAUUGCUUCA
Acanthaster planci (crown-of-thorns starfish) is the source of this 2890-nucleotide messenger RNA. RefSeq names its product phosphorylase kinase regulatory subunit beta (gene phkb). Lineage: Eukaryota; Metazoa; Echinodermata; Asteroidea; Valvatida; Acanthasteridae. Gene Ontology annotation, molecular function: calmodulin binding. Gene Ontology annotation, biological process: glycogen metabolic process. The record is from RefSeq and is a predicted model, not a curated record. Gene Ontology annotation, cellular component: phosphorylase kinase complex.